AUGGGUCAAUCACACAUUGGUAUCGAUUAUUCAACUAUAAACCCUUCUCAGAAAUGGCGCAUCCUUACUCACCAGAAACGAUAUGGUCUCUGGGCUUUCUGGACGUCCAUCGGCUCGAUGAUUCUGGGUUACGACUAUGUUAUUGGGGGUCAACUCGCCAGUCUUCCUGAGUUUCAGCGAAAGUUCGGUUACGAACAAGCCAACGGUGACUGGAUUAUUCCAGCUCGAUAUCUUUCAGCCUGGGCCGCUAUAGGUCCUGCUUGCGACAUUAUCGCAGCAGCUAUUGCAGCGCCGCUUCUGGAGAAGUAUGGACGAAAGCCUCAGAUUCUUUUUGCUGCUGUUGUUUCGACUGUCGGUGUUCUUCUGCAACAGCUUGCAUCGGACUGGAAAAUGGUUCUAGCAGGUCGUGGAGUCAACGGUAUCGCCAUUGGUAUCUUGUUCACCAUCUCUCCUCUAUGGAUAGGUGAGACGUGCCGACCUGAACUGCGAGGUUUCUGGCUAUGUUUCUUCAAUACCAGUAUCGUCGUUGGUCAAUUCAUGAUUGUCGCUGUCACAAGAGGCACUUCGGAGCUCACCAACCGAUGGCAAUGGGAGGCCGCUGUGUGCAGUAUGUACAUCUGGCCAUUCUUGCUGGUUGUUGUCUAUCCUUUCUUUCCCGAGUCAGCUUAUUGGCUUGUUCGUGAGGGAAAGAUUGACCAGGCUCGGAAAUCUCUUCGAAGGAUGUACGGCUCUGGCUUUGAUGAAUCCUUCUACGACAUUGAGAUCAGGCGAUUCGAGGACGACAUUCGAACAUGCGCUCAGCUCAACGAGGGCCUUAAGCCAUACAAGCUCUUUGGACUCAUUUCUCUGCCAGAAGCUGAAGCUUUCAAAAAGCAGCACCGAAAGCGAACAUUCACUGCUAUCUUCGCUGCGUCAGGUCAACAGAUGAUCGGCGCCACAUUCGUUAUUGGUUUUGCUACAUAUUUCUUCGACCUCAUCAACAUUCAGAACUUCUUCACCGCUUCGAUCAUCCUCUACGUCGUCAUGUUACUCGCCACCAUCGCAGUCUUUCCUCUCAGCGAGAUGGUCGGUCGCCGAACUCUCAUUGUACCAGGUCAAUUCAUCCUGUGCUUCUUCCUCCUUCUUAUUGGUAUCAUGGGCUGCAUCCCAAAUCAAACAAAAGCUGGCUGGGCGAUCGUGGUUUUCACCUAUCUUUGGGCCAUCAUCUACCAAAUGACCAUCGGCGCCACAGGAUUUGUCCUUGCCAGUGAAGUUGCCACUCUACGACUUCGAGCAGUUACGCAAGCACUCGUCACAAUGACUAAUGGUGUAUGGGGCCUGAUCAUGCAAUUCACUGUACCAUAUAUGAUCAACCCAGACGCCGGUCAUCUCGGCGGCAAAACGGGCUUCAUCUUCUUUGGCAUGGGUAUGAUCGCCGCUGUCGGUGGCUACUUCCUCUACCCUGAGACCAAAGGUCUUUCGUUCGAGAUUUUGGAUGAGCUUUAUGCAGCUGGAGUCAAGCCUAAACAUUUCAAGCGAGAGGGUAUGAAAUUGCAGGCGCAAGAAGUACAUUCAGUGGAGGAAAUUCAUGAGGCCACACCACAAAAGGCGGGAUAG
Lithohypha guttulata is the source of this 1596-nucleotide messenger RNA. RefSeq lists its product as uncharacterized. The record is from RefSeq and is a predicted model, not a curated record. Lineage: Eukaryota; Fungi; Ascomycota; Eurotiomycetes; Chaetothyriales; Trichomeriaceae. Gene Ontology annotation, cellular component: membrane. The transcript is spliced from 3 exons. Gene Ontology annotation, molecular function: carbohydrate:proton symporter activity. Gene Ontology annotation, biological process: transmembrane transport; carbohydrate transport. Bases 1 to 1596 code for a protein of 531 amino acids.